Messenger RNA from Seriola dumerili (greater amberjack), 2417 nucleotides. It is a transcript of the gene ezra, whose product is annotated as ezrin-like. Bases 249 to 2039 code for a protein of 596 amino acids. Lineage: Eukaryota; Metazoa; Chordata; Actinopteri; Carangiformes; Carangidae. Gene Ontology annotation, molecular function: cell adhesion molecule binding; actin binding. The record is from RefSeq and is a predicted model, not a curated record. Gene Ontology annotation, biological process: positive regulation of early endosome to late endosome transport; positive regulation of protein localization to early endosome; regulation of cell shape. The transcript is spliced from 13 exons. Gene Ontology annotation, cellular component: plasma membrane; apical part of cell; adherens junction.
CGGGUGUUCACACUGGAAGUAAAGCCGUCAGUUCUGUGCGAUAGUAACCACGUCGAACCUCCCACGUUACUGUGUGAGUGAUCUACAGCCGAGUUCAAAGGACACAAGCCCUGCCCUUGAGUCUGCCCGCGAGAGCGGAGCAGCUUUCUUUAUCAGGUGGAGGUUCUGCUGGGAGUCGGCCACUGCAGCCUCACUCAGCCUGGGAGACACUUUCUUCUGCUGGAGCUCGUCCACCAACCAGAGCCAAGAUGCCCAAAACGGUCAACGUUCGCGUCACCACCAUGGACGCGGAGCUGGAGUUCUCCUUCCACCCCAACACCACGGGGAAGCAGCUGUUUGACCAGGUUGCCAGAACCAUCGGACUGCGUGAGAUGUGGUACUUCGGGCUGCAGUUUGUAGACGCCAAAGGAUUCAUCAACUGGCUGAGCUCUGAGAAGAAGGUGAUGGCCCAGGACGUGAAGAAGGAGACUCCCCUGCAGUUCAAACUGAGGGCCAAGUUUUACCCGGAGGACGUGGCCGAGGAGCUGAUCCAGGACGUCACCAGGAGGCUCUUCUUCCUGCAGGUGAGGGAGGACAUCCUGGGGGAGGACAUCUACUGCCCUCCAGAGUCCGCCGUGCUGCUGGCCUCCUACGCCGUCCUGGCAAAGUACGGGGAGUACAGCAAGUCGGUGCACCACCCGGGUUACCUGUCCUCCGAGCGCCUGCUGCCCAAAAGAGUGAUGGAGCAACACAAGCUGUCCAAGGACCAGUGGGAGGACAGGAUCCAGGUGUGGCACGACGAGCACAGGUCGAUGCUGAAGGAGGAGGCGAUGAUCGAGUACCUGAAGAUCGCUCAGGACCUGGAGAUGUACGGCGUCAACUACUUUGAGAUCAAGAACAAGAAGGGCACGGACCUGUGGCUGGGAGUCGACGCUCUGGGACUCAACAUCUACGAGAAGGAGGACAGGCUGUCUCCAAAGAUCGGAUUCCCCUGGAGCGAGAUUAGAAACAUUUCUUUCAAUGAUAAGAAAUUCGUCAUCAAGCCCAUAGACAAGAAAUCCCCUGAUUUUAUAUUCUAUGCUCCACGGCUGCGAGUCAACAAGCGCAUCCUCCAGCUGUGCAUGGGCAACCACGAGCUGUACAUGCGCCGCCGCAAGACCGACAGCAUCGAGGUCCAGCAGAUGAAGGCUCAGGCCAAAGAGGAGAGGCUGCAGAAGAAGCUGGAGAGGGAUCAGCUGGAGAGGGAGAAGAAGAAGAGGGAGACCAUCGAGAAAGAGAAGGAGCAGAUGGAGAGUGAGAAGCAGGAGCUGAUGAUGAGGCUGUACCAGUUUGAGGAGACGACCAAGAGAGCAGAGAGAGAGCUUCAGGAGCAGCUGGACCGGGCCAUGAGGCUGGAGGAGGAGAGGAGGAGGGUGGAGCAGGAGGCAUCCCGGCUGGAGACUGAGAGGAUGGAGGCCAUAAUAGCCAAGGAGGAGCUGGCCAGGCAGGCGGAGGACCAGAUCAAGAGCCAGGAGCAGCUGGCUGCAGAGCUGGUUGAGUACAGCGCCAAGAUCGCUGCGCUGGAGGAGGCCAAGAGAGUCAAGGAGGAAGAGGCUGAGUCAUGGCACAACAAGGCCAAGGAAGUGGAGGAGAAUCUGAUGAAGACGAAGGAGGAGCUGCACACCGUGAUGACCUCAGUCCCUGCAGCCCCUCCUCCUGCUCCCUCCUCCUCCUCCUCCUCCUCCUCGGACAGCGACCGCGACCACGAGCACAGCGAGGAGCACAGCGAGGAGCACAGCGAGGAGCACAGCACCUACAGCGCCGAGCUGCAGACGCAGGACAUCAACGACCACCGCCAGGAGGAGGACAGGCUCACCGAGGCCGAGAAGAACGAGCGGCUGCAGAAACAGCUCAUGGCCCUGAGCUCGGAGCUGGAAGAAGCCCGAGACGACGACAAGAAGACCCAGAACGACCUGCUGCACGCCGAGAACGUCCGAGUCGGCCGCGACAAGUACAAGACCCUGCGUCAGAUCCGUCAGGGCAACACCAAGCAGAGGAUUGAUGAGUUUGAGGCCUUGUAGAAACCUCAGAGACCUUCAAGGUCUCUCCCAAAUACCUCGUUCCUCCCUCCCAUUUCAGCAUCUUUUAAUUCAAAGUGUGAUGUAAUUGUAGUCACACCUGAUCUUAGCAUGGAGCCGAUGUGUGUAAUAGGACCUCCAUGCGUUUUGCUUGAAAGCACUGUGUUUUAUUUUUUCUUUGUAGCCCUCAAACAUCUCCAACGUGCUGUUUAGUCCCAUUAAGACCCGACGCUAAACGACCACGUGUAUAUCACCUUGAAAGACGGAGCUUAAAGCUGCGUUUUCCCGAUAAACUGUCUGAACAAAGCAGGUAUGUGAGGUGCACUGUGGAAAACAUAUAUAUGUAUGUGUCAUGAUAAAUGAUCAGAAAGGUUUAUUGCG